AGUGCUGACAAGGAGCACCAAAUAUGUGACACAGGCGUCCCAUGUAGCUGAAAUUCGGAGCCAAGACUACACCCGAGUGCAGAAAACUGCAUCUGAAACCUGUUUUCCUUGAAAUAAUCUGUGCGGUGCAUGGAAAAGAAACAUGCAAUGGCAGCUACAGACGGACAAAUUGUCAUAGCGGCGGCGCGAUGGAGUACCGAAGAGGUGCUCAGCCUGCGGGACUACGUGGCGCACGCCGACACCAACAACCAGCAGCCGCGCACCGAGGUGGUCAAGUUUGUGCGCGGCCAGUACGCAAGUCUGGGCGUGCCGAAUCUGCCCAACCCGAGUCUGCACCCGAACGCCAUCCUCACCAGCUUCGGCAAGACGCUCAAGGUGGCGGCGCAGAACGUCAAGUUCAAGGACGGCAAGCGGCACUGCGCCGUGGCCUCGGGGCUGCGCUUCUCCAUCCCCGAGUCCUACCCUGGCUACUUUGAGAUCCUCAGCGAGGAGGGCAAGGCCGUCCGCUGCAUCGAAAGCGUGCUUGAGUUGGCCAAGAAGUUCCCGGACUGCGUGCUCGUCCGAGAGAACAUCCGCGCCUUUGUGACGGCGGUGCCUCUGUUGGAAUUGAGCGCCGACAAGUCGCGCACCGUCAGCGCCGGCGAAAUCCUGACCCUGAAAAAAGAGGUUUCCCUGGCCGCCCGUUCGCGGUGCAACCGUUUUCUGCAGUGUCUGGACUCGAAAGGGGACAUUGUGUAUUUAAAUCUGGAGCAGCGGGGCAAAUUUAGCCCCAUCGCCCGGAACGACAACAUCAGUGGGGUCCACUCGCUGCGCCAACUGAUCACCAACAAGCGUUUGCCGCUGAUGGUCCGUCUCGUCUGGGGUCCUCCGCCCUUCAAGGGGACCUCCGGAGUGGCCCAGCCGUCUGAACUGCGACUCUUCUCUACCUUCGAGGAGGACUCGGUCUUUGCUUUACCAUUGGGCCACAGCUCCAAAGAUUCAACCACAGUCGUACCCCUGCCUUUGGGGUGCAAUCUGAAGUUGGUCCGGGCAAGGAAUCACGCCGAAAUUCGCCACAAGGAUAAUUUCCAGCGACUAGCUGGAGUCGCCGCCCGGAUGGCCAAGGAGAUCCACAGUCGGAUGACGGUGCUUGAAACCUUCAAGGACAGCAUCUCCUUCUGGAACAUUUCGCCGGGGCACAGCAAGUUCGCCGGAAAAGUUUCACCCAAGAAUUAUUUUCUCCGCCGCAGCAUUUCGCACGAGAGUCAAAUCGUCAUGUCGCCCGUAAUCAACGACCAGGUGCCGACCGAGAGCGUCGCCCCCACGCAGGACUUUUUGGAGAUCGAUCAGAUCUACGACUACGUCCGUGGAUUCGCACCACUUCCGAAAAACUUACGAGGCAGUAAUUUUGAGAAGCAGCCGGAGCAGCAGAAACCAAAACCGCCGCCCAUUGAGACCAUUCCGACUAACAAACUGAACGCGGCGGCCAAAGCCAAGCAGCCGGCCAAAGCAGAGAAUAAAAAGCCGUCAUCCAAAACCGCACUCAAGAUGGAGCGACACGCGCAAAACUUGGCGCAGGAGUCGUUGAAGUCCAAGAGGCUGUUCAAGUCGAAAACCACGUCCUCCAUAGCCGACCACCUUUACACUGCCGAGCCGGAGAAGAGCAGUGAGAAACCAGUCAUCGACCUGAGCUCAACCCACCUGCUGACGCAGGCAGACCUGGUGUCGCCCUCCCCGGCCAAGAGUGACAGCGACGACGACGACCCGACUUACGAAAACACGACGCAGGUGUAUCUGGAGAGCAGCGAGAAUACGAAGCAGCGCAUGUACGCGAGACAAAAGGCGACCAGCGAGAUCGGGCCGACUCUGCGCGAGACGUCGCCAUACAAAAAGAACAGCAGCAGCCAUAACGAAAGCUCAAGAAAUUUAAUUAUUAGGAACAAACACAAGAGGUCUUCGGCGGGCGACGGCACAAAGUCGUCUUCCAAGUCGCAUGAGGACCUGGCCACAAAAUGCCAAAGUCAACCCAAUAGUCCGUCCUCGAAUCCCGAGCAGCACCCGCUCUACAACUCGCUGUCCAAUCUGCGGCUGACGCCGCCGUCGACCGACAAUGACCGGCGACGCCACCUCAGCAAGCAGCGCUCGCUGUCCAGCCUGCUGGCCGAGGCCAGUCCCAACACCCCGGUGAUAGAGCACAAGCCUGUCGAGCUCCAUUUGCAUCUCAGCCGCAACGGCAACCAAAAACACCACACCAAGAGCAAAGCCUCAAAGCUGGGCAUCAUGUACUUGUAAAUAUUUCUAUGAAAACAGAGAUUGAUUCUUUUUUUUUGAGGUAGUCAAAGUGUAAUUUAAUCGCGAUUUGAAUAUAAUAUAACUGAGAAAUUUGUCAACAAAAAAAUGAUAUAACAAAAUUCGGAAAUGUACAUUUUUAAGAAAAUUAUUUAUAUAAUAUGUUGGAAAAAUAUUGCCAUAACCGACCGGAAAAAAGUUUUAACAAUAAACAUGCCUAGAAAAUUAUGAUAAUAAUUGUGAUAUCCAUUAACACAGUAAAAGUGUCAAAAUAUUGAUAAAGUUUGUAAUAAAGGUAAAUCUAAAAAUUGA
This is a messenger RNA of Neocloeon triangulifer, 2580 nucleotides long. RefSeq lists its product as uncharacterized. The coding region runs from base 130 to 2271 and encodes 713 amino acids. NCBI's taxonomy places the organism in Eukaryota, Metazoa, Arthropoda, Insecta, Ephemeroptera, Baetidae. The transcript has 2 exons. The record is from RefSeq and is a predicted model, not a curated record.